AUGUACGCUCAGCGCAGUCUUCUUCGUCUGUCCCAGCGCUCCGCGCAGCAGCUGCGUGCUGCUCCGGUCCGCUCCGCCGCCCCGCGUCGCCUCAACCACACCGAGUCCAAGCUCCCCUCCUGGGCUGUUGACAACGAGUUCAACCGCGAGAGAGAGGCCGUCAAGCACCACGCUGCUGCUACCAGUGACCUCUGGCGCAAGCUCUCCGUCUACGCCGUCGUUCCCAUCGUGAUCCUCGGCGGUAUCAACGCCUACAACCUCUGGGAGGAGCACUGGGAGCACUGGGAGCACAUGCCUCCUCUUGAGGAGCGCACCGAGUACCCCUACCAGAACAUCCGUGUCAAGAACUUCCCCUGGGGUGACGGUGACAAGACCAUCUUCUGGAACUCCAGCGUCAACUACCACAACAAGGACAAGGCCACCUAAAUGUCCAGUGGCCGAAUGACGGGCCUGGCAGCUCCCUUGUGGGGCCUUUUGUUUUUUUGAGGUCCUAGAUCGGAUACGGAAGAACAGUUGUACAUUUAUUGCGGAAUUAUGCAAAAUGUAGAGGAACCUUUGGGGGAGAUGAUGAGAGAAUUGAGCGAGGGAGGCAGAGAGCGAGUCACACAAUGCUACUUCAGUUUUUAUUUUUCUUUUGUAUGGUGCGCGUGCUCUUUUUGGGUAAUCAAAUCAGAUCGCCCGUCGCGAUUGGGUUUCGCCUGGCGCAGAAAAAGUGCCUCACCAUUUCUCGCAAGGGUCAUCUUGUCAGUAAUGUAGGCUGCAACGUCUUGUGGAUUCGUUGUUAAGCAGGCACGGGUUGCAAGAGAC
Aspergillus saccharolyticus JOP 1030-1 is the source of this 807-nucleotide messenger RNA. Its product is annotated as cytochrome c oxidase subunit VIa. Gene Ontology annotation, cellular component: mitochondrial inner membrane. The record is from RefSeq and is a predicted model, not a curated record. The coding region runs from base 1 to 426 and encodes 141 amino acids. The transcript has 5 exons. Gene Ontology annotation, biological process: mitochondrial electron transport, cytochrome c to oxygen. NCBI's taxonomy places the organism in Eukaryota, Fungi, Ascomycota, Eurotiomycetes, Eurotiales, Aspergillaceae. Gene Ontology annotation, molecular function: enzyme regulator activity.